GUAUGCACCCCCGUCUGGAGGGUUCAACAGGGCGGAUUUCGUCUCUGAUGAAGAGUUUAAGAGGAUGAUGCAUGGCGGCGGCGUCGGCGUCGGCGCGGGGUUCGAACAACCCCGCAGGGGAGGUAAUGACAUCGGCCCUGAGGACUUUGGAGAACGGGAUCGACAGAGGUCAGUUUAUCUGAUCUAUGUGCGAUCAGAUCGUGAUGUGAGCUGAUGAUGGACGAUUCAAAUAGACCACCUCAGAACGCUGGUUACCAAGAAUCAUACCAGCAGCAGUCCGUCCCUCACGAACAGCGCACAUCUGGCUAUGAGAGCGGCGCAUAUGCUCAGCCUCGCAACCAGUAUUCUGUCCCAGAAUCGUCGGACCCACGUUAUGGAAGUAACGUGUAUGCACCCCCUGCUGGUCCUCCUGGUGCAUCAUCCAGUCAUGCGCCAGCGGGAGGCUAUGCUCCACCUCCUGGGCCGCCACCCCCAGGUGCUAGACCUUUAUAUGGCAACGAUGCUUCCCCUCAAGGAGGAUCGGGCCGAGGUGCUGCGAGUGAUUAUUACAAUGGGCCUCCGCCAGGUCAAUCAGCACAGCCAUACUCGCACACCCCAGAUAACGCAAACGCUUAUGGUGACUCCCCUAACCCACCUCGCUACCAGCCUCAACCCUCGGACGGGUUCGACGAUGAGAAUUACAAAUCUCAUUUCUCCGCUCACGCUCAGGCGUAUGGUUCCGACCACGAUGACAGGCCAAUGGCGAAUGAUGCUAUAGGCGCAGCUGCCGCUGUUGAGGCGCUGAAGCUCACGGCUGCAAAUAACCAGUCGGGUAACAGGCCGCAGCAGGGAGGUAGACCACAGGGUGGAUUCCAUGCCGACGCGAACGCUCCGCAUGCGACACCAUCUGCCGGUGGUGCGCAGCAGUCAUCAGAUAUGGGUGGGAGACCGAGUGGCGGGAAGCCUCAGGGGCGGCCACAGAAUGCGGAAUCCGAGUCUGAGUCUGACGACGAGGGGCCGGCUGCUAAAGCACAGGCUUCUGCAGGAGGUGGUGGCAUGCAGGGCAAGAUCGUAGGUUUCUCUACCAUCUUUGGAGUUGAUAUGCUCAAUCCUGCAGGUUGCACUGGCGAUGGCUCAGGCAGGUAAACUCUUCGACAAGAAGGGCGGGGGAGACAGCCAAGGAAAGACGCAAGCUAUGCAAUCAGCUGCAGCAACUGCAAUGCGCUUAAUGGGAGAGUACAAGUCAACGGGUAAGGUGAACAUGGAGCCAGGGGAGAUGCAGAAGCUUAUGGGGGUUGCGAUGUCACUGUUCUGAAGCGAAAGAGUAACACUGAUCAGCGGCAGAAUUCGAA
This is a messenger RNA of Suillus plorans, 1331 nucleotides long. RefSeq lists its product as uncharacterized. The transcript has 4 exons. The record is from RefSeq and is a predicted model, not a curated record. NCBI's taxonomy places the organism in Eukaryota, Fungi, Basidiomycota, Agaricomycetes, Boletales, Suillaceae. The coding region runs from base 214 to 1125 and encodes 303 amino acids.